UACUUUUAUAAAUGUGUCGAUCACUUAUCGCGUUCUUUACAAUAAUAUUUUAAUAAUAUUUUUUUAUAUUUUUAUAUUUUAUUUUUUUACUUUUAUAUUGAAAAUUGUUUGUUUGGCUUGUAACGCGCUUUCGGAUCAGCAAAAUCACUGCAAAUGUCGCUUCGUUCCACUCUUUCGGGGCGUAGAAGAACCGUUUUGAGUGUAGCCUUAGACGAUGAGAGUCCACGCAUAUCGUAUCAAGCUGCGGAUGACGAUGUUGUACCAAGAGCAAGUAGCAUUUACUUGACUUCAAUUGUCACAACUUCCGAAGCUCCCGGAAGAAAACCAGCAGAAGUAGUUCAACAACUGAUGGACGACAUAAAUAUGGACGAGCCACGUAAUUAUGAAGAGGCAGAUGCCAAAGACUUGCCCAGCCGCGAUCCUAGUUUUACAAAGGAGUUCUUCACUAAAUUUAACAGCCUGAUGAAUUAUAGAGAAUUAAUAAGCAAAUACGAAAAACAAUUUCAACGUGAAAUUUCAUUAUUACUUGAGGCUCAACCGACCGCCUAUGAGGUAGUAAGUUUGCAAAGGCACCUCAGCUAUACGUCCCUGUGGCCGCCAUUACAUAAUCGUCGCGAAUUGUUUAGAUCCAGGCGACUAUUCGAUUGUCUCACUAGAAAGCAAAGAAGUCGCCUGAAUCAGUUAAUGGCACAAAGAUAAUAUUUACGAAAGCCAUGCUCGCCCACAGCUAAAAGCACUAAGAAAUGGUUCGAUAAGUACCGAAAACCCUAAAUUUUGGAUCAAGAGUACAGUUUUAGUUCUAAAACAAAUCAACGAUGUUCUCAGAAUAAAACAAAAGAAAAGAGAAAACAAACAAAAUAUAAACCAAAGCUAAAGUUUUAUUUAU
Bactrocera dorsalis (oriental fruit fly) is the source of this 886-nucleotide messenger RNA. RefSeq lists its product as uncharacterized. Lineage: Eukaryota; Metazoa; Arthropoda; Insecta; Diptera; Tephritidae. The transcript has 3 exons. Bases 154 to 699 code for a protein of 181 amino acids. The record is from RefSeq and is a predicted model, not a curated record.